UUCCUUUUCACGUACUGUACUCCAUUUCGAUUUAGCAUUAAUUUAAUGAUUUGGAUCAGGUGGGCGACGCUACGCUUAAACCUAAAAUACGCCGCCACAUAAAAACGCACAUUCGCACUCUUACUUUCUCUACCGUAUUCUGGUGCUGAUCUGCUUCUCUCUCUGUCUCCCCGCCGCCGUCACCGACCACCGCCAGCCGCCGCCUAGAGAGAUAGAGCGUGGAACGCUUGGAGAAAAAAAUGCAAGUGCUUGGAUAAGUUGCCGAGUCGUCGAUCGAUCGUAUCGAGGAGUCGAGACUCGAGAUCGUAGUGUGGUCUGUUUGGCUUAAUUCUGGUAUUUAAGUUCUCCGGAUAAUUCGAUCUUUUGUUGGCGAGAUCGUCUUUUUUUUCCCUUUGUCUUUUAUGGCUUCGGAGGACGUGAAGGCUGGCGAAUCGGCGGUGGAGAAGAUUGUAAACCUCGCCGAAGAGGCGAAGCUCGCUAGGGAGGAAAUUAAGCCAACUAGCCACGCCGUCUUAAGUAUCUGCAAGUCUCUCGUCGCUGGAGGUGUUGCUGGUGGCGUGUCACGGACAGCUGUUGCUCCUCUGGAACGUUUAAAAAUAUUGCUACAGGUUCAGAAUCCUCAUAAUAUAAAAUACAAUGGCACAAUUCAAGGCCUAAAAUAUAUCUGGAGAACUGAGGGCUUCAGAGGAUUAUUUAAGGGUAAUGGGACCAACUGUGCACGCAUCAUCCCAAACUCAGCUGUCAAGUUCUUCAGCUAUGAGCAGGCCUCCAAGGGCAUCUUAUGGCUAUAUAGGGAACAAACAGGAAAUGAGGAUGCUCAGCUCACUCCUUUAUUGCGUCUUGGAGCUGGAGCUUGUGCUGGAAUAAUUGCCAUGUCUGCAACCUACCCAAUGGACAUGGUCCGUGGCAGGCUAACUGUCCAAACAGAUAAGUCUCCUUAUCAGUACAGGGGAAUGCUUCAUGCUUUGUCAACUGUGCUCCGCGAGGAAGGUCCACGGGCUUUAUACAAGGGUUGGCUUCCAUCUGUCAUAGGAGUUAUUCCAUAUGUGGGUCUGAACUUUGCUGUCUAUGAAUCUUUGAAAGAUUGGCUGUUGAAAUCUAACCCUCUUGGACUGGUUGAAGAUUCUGAGCUUGGUGUUGUUACAAGGCUGGCAUGUGGGGCUGCUGCAGGGACUAUUGGUCAAACUGUUGCUUACCCUCUUGAUGUUAUUCGCAGAAGAAUGCAAAUGGUGGGUUGGAAAGAUGCUGCAUCUAUUGUAACCGGUGAAGGAAAGGGCAGGGCUGCCCUUGAAUAUACUGGCAUGAUAGAUGCUUUUAGGAAAACUGUUCGGCAUGAGGGUGUGAGAGCAUUGUACAAGGGUCUGGUCCCCAAUUCAGUAAAGGUUGUUCCAUCCAUAGCUAUUGCUUUUGUGACAUACGAGCAAGUUAAGGAGAUAUUGGGGGUUGAGAUCAAAAUAUCGGACUGAUAGAGAGAAGCCACUAAUGUAUCUUCAUUCAACACAAUAAUUUUGCAGGCAAGGAUGAGAGAAACAAUGACAUGGCCUUAGUGUUGUUGCAACUCAUGAUUUAGGAACUGUUCUACCGUGUUCAUAACUUUGUUCUCCAUCUACAACUCUUGUUUUCGUAGGUGUGUAUUGUGGCUCUCAUGCUUGUUGGUGUCAUGAAUAAGUACUCGUGAGGAAUAGUGUAACAAUAAUUGUUUUGGAUGCCUUGAGAGCAAGGCCAUAGAAGCUUUUUCUCUUUUCUUUUUGGAUUUUUCUUAGAAGCUGCCAUUCUUGUCCUUGUGGACUUCUUUCUCUGCUGCGAUGUUUAGAAGUUGCUUGUCAUUGUUUUCUUUUUCGGAAUUGAAACAGUAAUUCACUGAAGAAGCUUAAAUAUGACAGGAACUGCUUUUGUUUUA
This is a messenger RNA of Ipomoea triloba (trilobed morning glory), 1900 nucleotides long. RefSeq names its product mitochondrial adenine nucleotide transporter ADNT1-like. Lineage: Eukaryota; Viridiplantae; Streptophyta; Magnoliopsida; Solanales; Convolvulaceae. Gene Ontology annotation, biological process: transmembrane transport. The transcript has 8 exons. The record is from RefSeq and is a predicted model, not a curated record. Bases 402 to 1466 code for a protein of 354 amino acids.